AUGAUCAAGCUGGCAACGGGCACUGCAUUCGACACGGAUGGUGAUUUCACGUCGCCCCUUCGGCAAGCAGCGGUGAAUCCUGGCAGGGCCCAGCAGGGCCGGAGCGCUGAGCCCGCACAGCAGCAGCCACCCUCGCAGCAGCAGGAGCGAGGCGCUGAGCGCGCACAGCGGGGGGCGGCCGCGCAGCAGCAGGAGCAGACCGCUGAGCGCGCACAGCGGGGGGCGGCCGCGCAGCAGGAGCAGACCGCUGAGCGCGCACAGCGGGGGGCGGCCGCGCAGCAGCAGGAGCAGACCGCUGAGCGUGCACAGCGGGGGGCGGCCGCGCAGCAGCAGGAGCGAGGCGCUGAGCCCGCACAGCGGGGGGCGGCCGCGCAGCAGCAGGCGACAAUGGACGAAGAAGAAGCGGGUACCGCUGCAACUGUUGAAGAGGCGGAGCAGGAGGCGAGCGACUCCUCAGAGCUGCCAAUCACACGGAGUGUCAGCCAACUGUGA
This is a messenger RNA of Chlorella variabilis, 492 nucleotides long. RefSeq lists its product as hypothetical. The transcript has 3 exons. NCBI's taxonomy places the organism in Eukaryota, Viridiplantae, Chlorophyta, Trebouxiophyceae, Chlorellales, Chlorellaceae. The coding region runs from base 1 to 492 and encodes 163 amino acids. The record is from RefSeq and is a predicted model, not a curated record.